Molecule: messenger RNA, 5148 nt
Organism: Knipowitschia caucasica
Lineage: Eukaryota; Metazoa; Chordata; Actinopteri; Gobiiformes; Gobiidae
Source: the annotation of a GenBank genome assembly
AUGGGGAAAACGUGUGUCGCUUACGGCUGUAGUAAUGUAAACAAGGAUGGCGUUUCAUUACACAGCUUCCCAAAUCCUACAACUGAAAAAGAGCGAUUUGACGAGUGGAACAGACAAGUGAAACGGACGCGUCUUCAUUGGACCGGCCCUCCGCUUCCCUAUCUGUCUGCUGCGUGGAGAUCCUGUGUUGUCUGCUCUGAGCACUUCACGUUGGACUCGUUUGAACACAUUAAUUCGGUGGCAGCGUCUUUGGGGUACAAGACACGGGCUACAUUAAAACCUGAUGCCAUCCCAACAGUCUUCAAACGAAAGAAGCCGAGCGAGGCUUCCCCGACUCCCGCAAGGACGGACAGACGCACACUUCUGACCCACAAGCUCGAACACCGGAGGAUGAUAAAUUCUCUCCUUAUUCCUGCCAUGGACCCUGUGCAUCCAUCAACAUCAGCGGGCUCCUCGAAUGAAGAUGAUGGCAUUGGCACCUUUACACCUUCACUUCAAGAUCAAUCCACACAAACCACAUUCAGAAACAAGUCAACGUACAGGAGCAAAGGAGUUUCAGUUCGACCCCGCCAGCGUUCCGUUUCCAUACAGUGUACUCUACCAUCCAAGAAGGCAUGUAGCUCGGAUUAUCCAAUUCAUAUUUUUGAAGUCCAUGAUGAGGAUGAGGAUUUCACCAUAGAGGAAGCUGAUGACCCUGAUUACAUCGCAGAUGAGCAGGACAUUAUUGAAGAGUCAGAAAGGAUUGAAUCAUGGCAGCCGGGAGAAAAAUUUUACUUGGUUUCAGAGAGCAGCCUUUUUGGGGACGGAAGAGCAGACAGUCCAGGGCACUCGGCAAAGUAUGGUACAUACACAGUAAUGGAGAGGAAAAGCAAAACAAUAAUUGCUUCCCAGCUUGUACAGUCAAAUGAAGUCACCUCAAGCGUAGCUAUGGAGAAAGAAGGUUUACUCCGAGCAUUAGAUCAGCUCAACAGAAAUGACGUUGUCAUCAAGGAGUUGGUUACAGAUAGGCAUCUAUCAAUUCGCAAAAUGAUGAGAGAAACAAAGCCUGAUAUAAAGCACAGUGUCGACGUCUGGCAUCUUGACAAAGGUUUAGGAAAGAAGCUUCUUGCAGUCAGUAAAGAGAGAGACUGUGGUCUUGUCAGUGAAUGGAAACAGUCCAUCUCAAAGCACAUCUAUUGGUGUGCCAAUAAUGGGGAUGACUCAAAAGCCUACACUAGACUCAUCGAGACAGUCUUCACCAACAAUGUUAUUAAAGACAUAAGACAGCUGUCUCCCAAUAGUGUCACAUCAGGUGUCGAAUCCUUUCACUCACUCCUCAAUCACUUUGCCCCAAAGAUGCUUCAUUUCAGCUACCAUGGUAUUGAGGCAAGAUAUCGUCUGGCCAUUUUGCACCACAAUGAAAAUGCAAACAGAAGUCAGGCAAAAACUAAGGAUGGACAGGAUAGAUACAAUUUGGUUUAUCCGAAAUUCAAGAAAGGGAGCCACACUCUAUGCAAAAUAUUUGAGGGAGCCACUUACAACUACAUUGAUCCGUUGAUGGCCUGUGUAUGUAAGCGUCUACUGGCUGGCGAGAAGUACUUGGCUGAGAACACGGUUCGACCUUUUCGGUUUCCCAAAAGUUACGCAGAGCUGAUUGCUGAUUGGCCGGUGGUGGUUCUGGGGGUGUGUACAGUGCUCAUUGUGGUCUGUGCUCUGGUGGGGAUCCUGGUUCCAGACCUGCCGGACUUCUCUGACCCCCUGCUGGGCUUCGAGCCUCGGGGGACGGAAAUCGGACAGAGGCUGGUCACAUGGAACAACAUGGUGAAAAACACGGGCUACAAAGCCACGCUGGCCAACUACCCGUACAAGUACGCCGAUGAGCAGGCCAAAAGUCACCAGGAGCCCCGCUGGUCUGAGGACCGUUACGGCCGCGACAAGAGACAAGCAGAGUGGGACUUCAGUAAAGACUACUUCUGCGACGUUCCAGGCGACCGUUACUCCAGACUAGUGUUUUCAUCAGCGGAGGGGAAGAACCUGUGGAAUACUCAGGCCAUCAAGUCCAUGUGUCACCUGGACAACACUAGAGUGAGGUCGCACAGAGACUAUUGGAGUCUGUGUCAGCGCACUAAUGACGCCUCCUGCUGCCCCAGCUGGACUCUGGGGAACUAUGUGGCUGUGCUAACGAACCAGACGUCCUGUUUGGAGAUUUCAGACCGAAAUGUGUCCCACACAUUGAAGAUCCUCCGCUCUUGUGCCAAAUACUACCACAACGGCACGCUGGGGCCAGACUGCUGGGACAUGGCCCUGCGGCGCAAAGAUCGGAAAUGUGCCAAUGUGCCACGGAAGUGCACAAAGUUCAACGCUGUGUACCAGAUCCUGCACUUUCUGGUGGACAAGGACUUCCUCAGCCCCAAGAGCCUGGACCACCCCCCUCCAGUGCUCAAAUACAGCAUGCUGUUCUCCCCCACAGAGAAAGGAGAGUCCAUGAUGAACAUUUACCUUGACAAUUUUGAAAACUGGAAUGCCUCAGAUGGCAUCACCACGGUUACAGGGAUUGAGUUUGGUAUCAAGCACGACUUAUUCCAGGACUACCUGCUCACGGACACAGUUUACCCGGCCAUUGCCAUAGUGAUCGUGCUUUUUGUGAUGUGUUUGUACACGCGGUCAGUGUUCAUCACACUCAUGACCAUCAUUGCCAUCAUCAGCUCGCUCAUCGUCUCUUACUUCCUGUAUCGCCUCGUCUUUAACUUUGAGUUCUUUCCCUUCAUGAAUCUCACGGCGCUCAUUAUCCUAGUGGGAAUCGGAGCUGACGAUGCCUUUGUUCUGUGUGACGUGUGGAACUACACAAAGUUUGAUAAGCCUCACGCAGACCUCUCAGAGAAGGUCAGUAUUACACUGCAGCACGCUGCACUCUCCAUGUUCGUCACCAGUUUCACCACAGCUGCUGCUUUCUACGCAAACUAUGUGAGUAACAUCACAGCCAUCCGCUGCUUUGGAGUUUACGCUGGCACUGCCAUCUUAGUCAACUACAUUUUGAUGGUGACGUGGCUGCCUGCGGUUGUGGUGCUGAAUGAGCGUUAUUUGCCCAAUCUAUUUUCCUGCUCCAAUCCUCCUCACCAUCAGAGGGCAGACUGUGUCACAGUGUGGGCUAAACUGUGUCAAAAGGUCAGUAAGUGCCUGUUCAUGCUGUCCGAGGCCUCGCGCAUAUUCUUCGAGAAGGUUCUGCCGUAUAUCGUCAUUAACCUGCGCUACCUGUGGCUGCUGUGGUUCCUGGCUCUUACAGUGGGCGGGGCUUAUGUGGUGUGUGUCAACCCAAAGAUGAAGCUGCCUUCUCUGGAGCUGGCCGAGUUUCAAGUGUUCCGCUCGUCUCACCCUUUUGAGCGCUACGACGUGGAGUACAAGAAGCUUUUUAUGUUUGAGAGAGUGCACCAUGGGGAGGACCUGCACAUGCCCAUCACCAUCAUCUGGGGCGUGACCCCGGUGGACAAAGGUGACCCCCUCAACCCCAAAAACAAGGGCAAGCUGAUGCUGGACGAUAGCUUCAACAUCGCCAGUCCAGCCGCACAGCUCUGGAUCCUCAACUUCUGCCAAAAACUCCGCAACCAGAGCUUUGUGUUUCAGUCUGAGGGACAGGACUUCACAAGCUGCUUCAUCGAGACAUUCAAACAGUGGAUGGAGAACCAUGACUGUGAGGAGGCCUCUGUGUACCCCUGCUGCAGUCAGUCCACAUUUCCUUACAAGCAGGAUGUCUUUGAGCUCUGCAUGAAGAGGGCCAUCAUGGAACUGGACCGCACCACAAACUACCACCUGGCCCGCAAGACGCCCGGCCCACGGUUUGACAUCAAUGACACCAUUCGAGCCAUCGUCCUGGAGUUUCAGAGCACCUACCUCUUCACACUAGCUUAUGAGAAGAUGUGCCAAUUUUAUCAAGAGGUGGACGCAUGGAUCAUGGAGGAGCUCCGCUCGGCCCCUGCAGGCUUAAGUCACGGCUGGUUCAUCAGUAACCUGGAGUUCUACGACCUGCAGGACAGCCUCUCAGGCGGCACUUUGGUUGCUAUGGCGUUGUCUGUUGCAGUGGCGUUUAGCGUGAUGUUGUUGACAACGUGGAACAUCAUCAUCAGCCUCUACGCCAUCCUGUCUAUCGCAGGGACCAUCUUUGUGACCGUGGGCUCUCUGGUGCUGCUGGGCUGGGAGCUGAACGUGCUGGAGUCCGUCACCAUCUCUGUGGCCGUGGGUUUGUCUGUGGACUUUGCUGUUCACUACGGAGUGGCAUAUCGUCUGGCUCCUGAGCCCGACCGUGAAGGAAAGGUGGUCUUCUCACUGUCCCGCAUGGGCUCUGCUAUUGCCAUGGCAGCACUCACCACCUUUGUGGCGGGGGCCAUGAUGAUGCCGUCCACAGUGCUGGCCUACACUCAGCUGGGCACCUUCAUGAUGCUCAUCAUGUGCAUCAGCUGGGCCUUCGCCACCUUCUUCUUCCAGUGUUUGUGCCGCUGCCUCGGCCCCCAGGGCUCCUGCGGACAGAUCCCCCUCCCUCGCUGCCUGCGCCUCCACACGCUCCCCCCUCCAGUGCCCGACAAAUACCAGCUGGACCCCAGUGUCCCGGCAGAGCACCACGAGCUCGAGCCACUUGCCUCAGGACCUAAAGAAAAGCUCCAAGACCCCCAGUCUAAUGGGUCCUCUCCAAGCAGCAGCUCCUACUACAGCACACCGCCCACCUGCCAGUACUGCUCCUGUGGAGAACGGACCCCCUGGACCCUCCAAACAGACCAGGACCCUCUUUAUACUCAGUAUGUCCAGUGUUCUCCCACCUCCCAGAAACCCCAGGGGCCAACAGGCUGCCCCAAUAGAAACCACUGCACCCCGCCAAAGCACCAGCCCCUGUCCACACCCCAGGACUCUCAGUGCACACCCCAGGACCCUCAGUGCACACCCCAGGACCUUCAGUGCACACCCCAGGACCCUCAGUGCGGCUCCCCCUCACACACACCCCUGGACAGUGGGCAGAGCAGUAAACGGACGAGUGUCCACAGUUCAUCUCUGGAGUCGCUUCGCUGUCAGAGCAGGACUGAGAACAAGUGCAAUUCCGAAGUACUCUUAUGUCGGCCCCGAGCAAAGGCCAGUUCCUGUCACAGCACACUCACAGCGCCCCCUACAGAGACUUUGUGUUAA